CCCCCCUUGUGUCUCUCAGUGUGCCUUGUAAAUAAAAAUAAUUUAACAACAAUUAAGCAAAAUAAAACAUUAAAAACAAUGUUAAAUUAUAAAUCUAGUGUUAAAAAACCAUCAAAAGUAUUAACAACAAUAAAUAAAACAUCAAAAAUACCAGUUAAAAAACAUUGUGAUGAAAACCGCGGGAAAGUUGUGAAAAAAAUAACCGCCAAAAUGACAACAAACAAUGUGGACAAUAACAAAUACAAUAAAUCAUCAAAACAACCAAAAUCAUCAUCUAAAUCAAGCAGUUUACCAAAGAAUAAAAAUUCAUACACUCCAACAGUAUUUAUUAAUGAUAAUACUGAUGAUCAAACAGUAAUUAACGAUGACAAUUUAACAUCCAGAGAACGAGUUAAUUUUCUGAAACGUGAAAUAAAUGAAUGGCGUGAAAAAGAAAAUUUUACCAGUAGAAUUCGUCAAAAGUUAGCUCAAUUAAACAUUGAUGAACAGCUUCAUUUUGAUGAGAAUGAGAAAGAGAAUCUUCCCCACGUAAAUGAAUUUGCUGAUGACGUUUAUCUCCAAGAAAAACACAACGAAAUUGAGGUAGGAGAAUCGGAUAAUAAAACUGUCAAUUAUUGUCCUAGAAAGCCAGUUGUAAAUAAAGAAAUCGAAAAAUUAGUUGAGAAUAUUAAAUCAAUUGGAAAAUGCCUGGAUAAUGAAAAUUGGCAAAAAAAAAUGAGUUCAUCAAUCAGCAUGGAAACACUUGAGGCAUUGGAUUAUGCUGAUAAACUUGUUCAACAAGCUAGACAAAUAAUUACUGGUGUAUCUCAUCAAGCAGCUAUUGAUAUUAAUUCAAGAAUAUUUGAGACUGAUUUGCAUACCAAUGAAGAAGAUCUUUAUAUAAAUGACAUUGUCAAUGAAAAAUUUGACGAAGCAAAUGGCAAAAUAAAAUCAAUAUCAUCAAUUAAAAAUUCUACAUUUUUAUAUCAUAAAAAAAUAAAUAAACCAAAGCUAUCAUCACCAAUUAUUCAAAAAAACGAAAAAAAUAAAAAUUGCAAAAAAUUUAUUGAUGAAAAAAAUGAGGCAAUUAAAAAUAAAGAAAUAAUAAAUGAUAAAUUAUGUAUUAAAAAUGGACCAAAAAUAAAUAUUAAAAAUUCAUUGUCAAUUGUUAAUGUUGAUAGGCAUGACAUAAUGCCUGAUAAUAAAUUAUCAUCAUCAAAAUUUAUAAAUACAAAAAUAUAUGAAUUUAAACAUGAUUCUAUUGAUAAAAAAAUAAUUGAGGUAUGUAAAAUCGAUGCUGCCGUGCAAACGAGCCUGCGUGACUCAUCUACAAACUCUUUCAAGUUUGACGAACCAUUGGCUGACCCUACAAGGUCACAAAUUGACCUCGACAAUAAUAAUGUCGAUCAAUUAACUUGCCCACGUGCUGAUGAUGAAAAAAUUCAAACAAAAUUGAUAACUCCUGAUGAUGAUAAUAAUAAUAUUGAUAAUUUAAAUGAUGAAUCUAUUGAAAAAUCAAUGAAAAAUAAUCAAGAGACAGAUGUAAUUGAUAGUGAUAAUUUUAAACAUGAAAUAAUUGAAUUAAAUUCAUUAAAAUUAAAUAGUUUUGAUGAAAUAUUAUCAAAUAUGGAAGAAAAAAUAAAAGCAAUUGCUCAAGCUAUUGAUAACUUUGAAAAUAUUUCUUUGUCUGAUGAUGAUGAUAAUGAAAAAUUUCCAAAUAAACAAAUUGACAUAAUUGUAGAUGAAAAAAAUGAUGAUGAUAAUGAUGAUGAUAAUUCUGUUAAGGUGCUUUUCAGAGCUAGAACAAUGUCGAACUCAUCAAGUUGUAUAUCAAGUGAAAUUUUUUAUCCACCAAAUAGAUUUUCAACUCCAUUAAUUAAUUCAAAUCAACAAGAUACUAAUAAAAAUACCAAAGAUAUUAUUACAACAACAAUAACAACAACAUCAGAAGCACUAAUUGUUAAUUCAAAUAAUGAUAAUUUUAAAAUACCAAGUGUGAUUAGAAAACUAACAUCAUCAUCAUCAUCAUCAUCAUUGACUGAUGUAAAAUGUCAAUCAACAUUAUUUAAUAAUAAAAAUUCAAAGACAACAACAACAACAUCUGUAAAAAAUAAUAAUAAAUCAAGUAUUGAUACAAAUGUCACAUCAUUUCCAACAUAUUCAAGUGAAAAAUCAAUUGAUAAUUAUAGGUCAAGGUUAAAUUCAGCUUCAAAGUUAUAUAAUGAAAAGGAAAAAUAUGAAAUAAAUAAAGUAACAAAUGAAAUGUCAAGUGUUAAAACCUUGAAAAAUAAUAAAAGCCUUGAAUUGAUUUUGUUGGAUGAAAGUUUACAUGAUGUUGUUGAUGAUGAUGAACAAAAAAAUAAUAUUAAUAAACAUGAUGAUAUUAAAUUAUCUGUAAAAGAUAAAACCUCAAAACAUUCAGUAUUAUCAGAAAAUACAAAAGGUACAAAUAACACUGUUGGAUCAUAUGUCAGUAAAGACAGAACUUCUUAUGAUUUAUCUGGUAUUUAUUCAGAAGAUUUUGUUUGUUCAUUAAAAAAUGAUAAAAGUAUAUCAAAAAUUUCUUCACUUCAACAAUCACAACAAGAAUUAUCAAAAAUAAAAUCAAAAGAAAAUACAGUAAUUAGUCAAGAAGCAUCAAGCUCUAAAAAAGAUUUAUUAAAUUCUAAAAAUAAUUCAGUUGUUAAUUUAUCAAUUCCAGUUGUUAAAUUAAAUGACAGUAGUUUUAGAAAAUCAUCAUCAUCAUCAUGCUCAAAUGAAAAUAAAUCAAAAAGUUUAAUUGACAGUUGUAAAAAUAGUCUUGAGCAUGAAUUAUCGAAAAUUUCAACGUCUGAAAAUAAUAAAAGGCAUCAAAUGACAACAAGUAUUUCAUCACGUGCAUCUUCAGUGUCAUCAUCAUCAUCAUUGUCAUCAAAAUUAAUGAAAAAAAUUCAUCAAAUAAAUAAAAAAUAUCCAACUGAUGAUUAUUCAGAGGGUGAACUUUGUCCACCAAGUUCAUCAUCAUAUUCACUUGGUGAAAUACGUCUACCACAAUGUCAACAUUUAUCAAAUGAUUCUGUUGAUUUAUCAGAAAAUAAAAAAUCAUCAGUGGAAAGUUUUGGUGAAGUCAAACAAGUAUCCAGUUGAAUUAUAAAUUGUGUAAUUAAAAUUAUUAUUAUAUAAUGAAUUUAUUCAUGGAUAAUAAAUAAGAAAAAUAAAUAAAACUUGGAAAAAAAUACCAGUAUAAUUUAUCUAUAAGCAACUUUAUUACAAAACAUUUGAAAUAAUAAAAAAUAGAAAUAGUUAGUCAUCAGCAGUAUCAUAUCAGCUAUGAACUGUGAAAUAAAAUAAAAGACAAAAAAUAUACAACAAAAAGAGACACAGUGUUAAUCUGAAUCACCAAUCUUCAACACACUUAAAUUCUAUCAUUAUGAUUAUUAUUCAUUUUUCAUAUUUUAAACACGUC
Molecule: messenger RNA, 3424 nt
Organism: Aphidius gifuensis
Lineage: Eukaryota; Metazoa; Arthropoda; Insecta; Hymenoptera; Braconidae
Exons: 6
Coding region: 79-3105 (1008 amino acids)
Source: RefSeq, a predicted model, not a curated record